UGUCCAAGGAAGAGGAGGCACAGACGGAGGGUGAUUUUUCCGUACAGAAGUCCGCGAGGUAGGUAGUAUAGAACGAAAGGACAGCUCACCACCGUGACGGACCGCCGCUCCUGACUCUCCAGGCCAUGGGCCCGCGGAGCCGCGAGCGUCGCGCGGGAGCAGUGCAGAGUACCAAUGACAGCAGCGCCCUCAGCAAGAGCUCCCUGGCCGCGCGCGGGUACGUGCACGACACCUUUGCCGCCUUGCUAGUUCCGGCGUCCGUGCGCCGCGCGCCGCUGAUCCACCGCGGCUACUACGUCCGCGCACGCGCCAUGCGGCACUGCGUAUGCGCAUUCCUGGAGGGGACGCGCGCGGCUCUCGGCGCGCCCCACAUCCAGAUCCUGUCUCUGGGCGCCGGCUCGGACUCGCUGUAUUUUCGCCUUAAAGCUGCGGGCCGCCUCCCCGGGGCUGCAGUCUGGGAGGUGGAUUUUCCGGACGUGGCGCGGCGCAAAGCGGACAGGAUUCGAGAUACGCCGGAACUGUGCGCGUUAACCGGGCCUUUCCGGCGCGGGGACGCCGGGUCAACGCUAUGCUUCGAGAGCUCGGACUACCGCAUCCUGGGGCUGGACCUGCGGCAGGUGCAGCGGUUGGACCAGGCACUGGCCGCCGCGGGCCUAGACGCGGCCGCACCGACUCUGCUCCUGGCUGAGGCCGUGCUGACCUACCUCGAGCCGAAUAAUGCCGCGGCCCUCAUCGCCUGGGCCGCCCAGUGUUUUUCUGAUGCGCUUUUUGUCGUUUACGAGCAGAUGAGGCCGCAUGACGCCUUCGGCCAGUUCAUGCAGCAACAUUUUCGGCAGCUGAAUUCACCCCUGCAUGGCCUGGACCGCUUUCCUGACGCGGAGGCCCAGCAGCAGCGCUUUCUCCAGGCCGGCUGGACUGCCUGCCGUGCCUUGGACAUGAAUGAGUUUUAUCGCCAUUUUCUCCCCGCAGAAGAACGCCGGCGCGUAGAAAAUCUUGAACCUUUUGACGAGUUUGAGGAGUGGCAUCUGAAGUGCUCCCACUAUUUCAUUCUGGCCGCUUCUCGGGGAGACAUUGUCUCCCAAACUGUAGUGUUCCCAGCAUCAGAGACGUUUCCUCGGAUAGAUCCUGCCUCCCCUUCCGGAGUCAUCCCUGCUCGUGUAGUCACUAGUGAUAGCCAGGGUCCAGACCUUAAGAGAUAUGGCCAUGCCUCUGUCCUUUUGAGCCCAGACGUUAUUCUUAGUGCAGGAGGGUUUGGAGAAGAGGAGGGGCGGCACUGCCGAGUGAGCAAGUUUCACUUGCUCUCAAGAUACUGUGACUUUGAAUGGAAAGGCAAUCAAGUAUGUAGUUGGGGAACUGGAGCUCAGUGGGAUAGACGCCUUUAUCACACCAUGACAAGACUUUCAGAUACUCAGGUUCUGGUUCUGGGAGGGAGAUUGUCCCCUGUAACUCCCGCCUUGGGGAUUCUCCAGCUACAUUUUGGGAAACAUGUGGGUGGUAAAACUGAGGGCCUAAAUAUCACAGUCACAAAGGUGGGCCCAGAAGAUUCCACAGUGUCAUGCUGGCGCCAUUCAACAACAGAAGUGUCCUAUAAGAAUCAGAAAUAUUUGUUUGUGUUUGGGGGCCGUGGUGUGGCAGACCCUGUACUAAGUGACUGGCAUUUCCUACAUGUGGGGACAAUGGCUUGGGUCAGGAUCCCAGUGGAGGGAGAAGCCCCUGAAGGUCGGCAUUCCCACAGUGCCUGCAGCUGGCAAGGGGGAGCUCUCAUUGCUGGAGGUCUGGGUGCUUCUGAGGAACCGCUGAGCUCUAUACUUUUUCUGAAACCAAUCUCUUCUGGAUUCCUCUGGGAACCAAUAGCCAUUCAGCCUCCUGUUACCCCAAGGUACUCCCACACAGCUCAUGUGGUAAAUGGAAAGCUUCUGUUGGUUGGAGGGGUCUGGAUUCAUUCCUCCUCAGUUCCUGGAGUGACUGUUAUUGAUUUGUCUACCGGAUUGAGCUCUGAGUAUCAGAUUGACACAAUAGAUGUGCCAUGGCCAUUAAUGUUACACAACCAUACCAGCAUCCUCCUUCCUGAAGAACAACAGCUCCUGAUCAUUGGAGGUGGUGGAAACUGCUUUUCCUUUGGCACCUACUUCAACCCCCAUGCAGUGACAUUAGACCUUUCUUCCUUAAGUGCUAGACAAUGAAGACUGGACUUUUGAUAUAUUCAGGACCCACCAAAGUAGAUAAUAAAGGUUUCCAAAGCAAAAUUUGACUCUGGGUAUAGAUAUGACCACUUCCUUUUUUUUUUUUUUUUGGUCUAUUUGUUUUCUUGUUAGCACUGUUAUCCAGUGCAGAAAGUGAAAAAGGUUGUUAAAACACAUAUCAACAUUCAAAGAGAUGGUACAGAAAACAUAAGUAGACCUAUCUGAAGAGAGUAGUUUUUUUUUAAUUAAUUUUUUUCCACUGUACAGCAUGGGGACCAAGUUACACAUACAUGUAUACAUAAUUUUUCCUCCCAUUGUUGUGUAGUGAUGUGAGUAUCUAGACAUAGUCCUCGAUGCUACACAGCAGGAUCUCAUUGUAAAUCCAUUCCAAGAGCAAUAGUUUGCAUCUGUUAACCCCAGGCUCCCGAUCCCUCCCACUCCCUGCCUCUCCUCCCCCCGUCCCACCCCGGGCAGCCACAAGUCUAUUCUCCAAGUCUAUGAUUUUCUUUUCUGCGGAAAGGUUCAUUUGUGCUGUAUAUUAGAUUCCAGUUAUAAGUGAUAUCUUAUGGUAUUUGUCUUUCUCUUUCUUACUUACUUCACUCAGUAUGAGAGUCUUUAGAUCCAUCCAUGCUUGCUGCAAAUGGCAUUAUGUCAUUUUUUUAAUGGCUGAGUAGUAUUCCACUGUGUAUAUAUCUUCCUAAUCCAGUCAUCUGUUGAUGGACAUUUGUGUUGUUUCCAUGUCUUGCCUAUUGUGAAUAGUGCUGCAAUGAACAUGGGGGUGCAUGUAUGUUUUUUAAGGAGAGUUUUGUCCAGAUAAAUGCCCAAGAGUGAGACUGCUGGGUCAUAUGGUAGUUCUAUGUAUAGAUAUCUAAGGUACCUCCAUGCUGUUCUCCAUAAUGGCUGCACCAGCUUACAUUCCCACCAACAGUGCAGGAGGGUUCCCUUUUCUCCACACCCCCUCCAGCACUUGUUAUUUGUGGACUUAUUAAUGACAGCCAUUCUUACUACUGUGAGGUGGUAUCUCAUAGUAGUUUUGAUUUGCAUUUCUCUAAUAAUCAGGGAUGUUGAGCAUUUUUUCAUGUGCUUGUUGGCCAUCUGUAUAUCUUCCUUGGAGAACGGUCUAUUCAGGUCUUUUGCCCAUUUUUCCAUUGGGUGGUUGGCUUUUUUUCUGUUGCGUUGUAUAAGUUGCUUGUAUAUUCUAGAGAUUAAGCCCUUGUCAGUUGCAUCAUUUGAAACUAUUUUCUCCCAUUCUGUAAGUUGUCUUUUUGUUUUCUUUUUGGUUUCGUUUGCUGUGCAAAGCUUGUCAGUUUGAUUAGGUCCCAUUGGCUUAUUUUUGCUCUUGUAUCUGUUGCCUUGGGAGAAUGACCUGAGAAAAUAUUCAUGAGGUUGAUGUCAGAGAAUGUUUUGCUUAUGUUCUCUUCCAGAAGUUUGAUGGUGUCUUGUCUUAUAUUUAAGUCUUUAAGCCAUUUUGAGUUUAUUUUUGUGCAUAGGUGUGAGUGUGUUCUAGUUUCAUUGAUUUGCAUGCAGCUGUCCAGGUUUCCUAGCAAUUCUUGCUGAACAGACUGUCUUUUUCCCAUUUUAUGUUCUUGCCUCCUUUGUCAAAGAUUAACUGACCGUAGGUGUCAGGGUUUAUUUCUGGGUUAUCUAUUCUGUUCCAUUGGUGAGAGUAGUUUGUUAUACAGUCCUAGAGUAGGGGUUGGGGAGUCUUUGGAUCCUUGGGUCUAGUUUACUGGUCUUCUUCCCAUUUUGUAAUUGAGUUGAUCCAUUUAUUGAGGUAUAAUGACCUUUAGCUUAAGUGAAAAUUUUCCCACUCCCAGGAUUUGUGAUUUGAGAUGGCACCUUAGAAAGAAUACAAGGCUGGGUAUAGUUGAGGGGAUGUGGUAUUGACUUCAUCCUUCAUGUAUGAAAUCUGAGAUGAACACUGUUGCAGUUUGAUCACAGCAUUGUGCCACUUAGUGACAGAGCACUCUGGGAUACCUUUAAUAAGACAUAUUUGUAUGACUUGAUUGAGAAACAUUCUUUUGUUCCAUUUUUUGCCACUAGUUCAAUAUUUACUUAGAUUUAUAAAUGCUAAUAAGCCAAGUGUUUAAUGCCCUAGCCCAGUUUGUACAUGCUGUAGUAAUGUUUUGCUCCAGAUCUGCUCAACACUUCAUUAUGUUCUGUGCCCCUGGAGGCCAACCUGAACUGCAUCAAUGAGUUUUCUUGUUCUCUUGUUUCUGGUGAGUUCCAUCAGAGGUACCAAAAGGGGGGUGAUUGGAUAAGAGUGAGUCAGGGUAUUCCCAGCAUUUCCCCUGCCAGGCAGCAAGUUGACAGUAACCUCAUUCUAACAAAAGCUACAACUCCUGUCAUGUAAUCUUGUGUAAGGUAGAGCUUUAACUCUGCAUCACUCCAGGUUCCAGUAAUUGUUCCUUCUUACUCUUCAGGCCUAUGAGCUGUAAUGGCUCUCUGCUGGACCUGAGCUGCACUAUCCAAUAUAGCCAUUAGCUUCACAUGACUAUUUGAACUUAAAUUUAGAUUAAGUUAGGAAUUCAGUGUCUUAGUUGCAUCAACCACAUUUUAAGUGCUCAAUAGCUUCAUGUAACUAAUGGCUACAGUAUUAAACGCUAUAGAUGUAGAAUAUUUCCAUCAUUGCAGAAAGAGCUGGACUCCACUGAGGCAUUUCACCAUCUCAAUUUGGUUUCCUUUAACCCUGCUCACCCCCUUUUAUCUUCAUUCAGUUAUCUCCUUUAAAUGGACCAUCUUUCCUGGUGAGCCUUGUGAGAUCCAUGAAACCUCUAGGUAGCCAUCCUUAAAACCUGAGCCUUAACUUGUAUACUUUGUGCCUAAAUCUUGUAUACUUUGUGCCUAAAUCUUGUAUACUUUGUGAAAUUCAUGUCUCAAAAGGUAGCGGCUUUGGUGAUACUUAAGUGUACCACUUCAGUAUUUCUUAUUAGUCUGUAAUCCUUGAAACCUCAAUAACUUGAGAUUCUACAUGUACCUCAAUUCUGUAAGUACUAUCAAUGUUAACAUCUUGAUGGACUUACUAUGGCUCAGAAUCCCUUUUCCCUAAAUAUUUUUAUUAACAACUUUGCAUAUAAAUGAAUGUAAAAAGAUCAAUAUGAAAACAGAGUAGCAAACACAAGCCUAGUGUAUGGAGAGGGCAAUGUCGGCUCUGUUCAAUGAAGGCUUCCAGGAGAAGAUGAACUGAAUAAAAUGUUGUCUAACUUCA
This is a messenger RNA of Sus scrofa (pig), 5391 nucleotides long. RefSeq names its product leucine carboxyl methyltransferase 2 (gene LCMT2). NCBI's taxonomy places the organism in Eukaryota, Metazoa, Chordata, Mammalia, Artiodactyla, Suidae. Gene Ontology annotation, molecular function: protein binding; tRNA methyltransferase activity. The record is from RefSeq and is a predicted model, not a curated record. Gene Ontology annotation, biological process: tRNA methylation; wybutosine biosynthetic process.